AUGGUACUUGGAGGUUUCUUCCAAAGUCGCCUCUCCAAACGAAAUGUUUGGGGCCAUGUCUUCGAACACUCAUCGCUUCAUCCAACAGAGGAGGCAAUGGAAAAAAUGAAAUUCACUUAUGAUGUGCUCGGAGAGAAGUGCUAUCUCCGACUUGUUGAACUUGGACAGACUGAUUCACUUAAACCGCUUGCAAAGAAAGUCACGACAGGUUUCAUCGAUGAUGGGGCGCUAUGUGGACGGCAGGACUUAUAUGCAUUGUUGCAACGCCACGCUUCAAGCGAUACAAUCCUGCAAGACCUUUGGACUAAUAUCAAUGAUGUUCCUGCUUGGGUGGAUUGGGAUCAGAUCGCAAGAGGGCAAGAUUGCUUCUAUCGUUACGGGGGUGCUUGCUUGAUCGGCCUCGCUUAUCAAUCCCUCCUUGCGGGCAUGGGCAUCUGGAUGCGACAAGGUGAGACACAGGAUUAUAUCGCCUUAUGGAGAUAUAUCGCAUACUUGACCGGUACACCAACAGAGACUUUUGAAACACCCGAAAAGGCGAAGCGCAUGAUGGAGAUGAUGCUUGCUUUGGAAAUGAGACCGUCUCCGACGUCGCGCAUACUAGCCAGCAAUGUCAUCAGCUGUUUACAGGAUCAGCCUCCGGCGUUUCCUUCAAGAUCGUUUAUUGAAGCUAAUGCGAGAUGGUUGAAUGGCAAUGAGCUUUCGGAUGAGCUGGGAAUCGGGCGGCCAAGUCUCUAUUAUCGGUUACUCGUCAUUGGACAAUGCUUGAUUCUCAUGACUCUAGUAUAUCUUAAUCGAUCAUUUGCUUAUCUUGACAAGAGAAAGAUCGACACGCUUCGACACGUUUUUUGGCGACUAGUUGUUGAAAGUAAGAUUGGCCUCGGACAAGAAGCGCUAUUCGAGUUCAAACAUUUGCCAGAUCUUGAUAAAACAACAGUUCUAGAAGGAGCACCAACACGGAGUGAAAUUUUUGCAAGGAGAGAAAGAAGGAACCUCUUCGCUCUGUCCUUCGCAGCGAUUGGCUUAGUGGGGCUUUGGAUGUUUGCUUUGAAUGGAAGAGUAUUCAAAUUCUGGAAUAGUGGUUGGUUUGUGACAUGA
This is a messenger RNA of Bacidia gigantensis, 1095 nucleotides long. RefSeq lists its product as uncharacterized. Lineage: Eukaryota; Fungi; Ascomycota; Lecanoromycetes; Lecanorales; Ramalinaceae. Gene Ontology annotation, molecular function: oxidoreductase activity. The transcript is spliced from 3 exons. The record is from RefSeq and is a predicted model, not a curated record. The coding region runs from base 1 to 1095 and encodes 364 amino acids.